AUGCUACCACCAAACACUAGCAAAACAACAGCACACAAUGCUAAGCAAAACACAACCAAUAAAUUUCAGUUAAUCAAGUUGCAGUACGGUGAGCGUGCAGAGCCGCUUUCUUUUUCCGUUCUUCGAGAUGCUGAAAUCUUGGCGCGUCGCUUUUGCGGUGGUUGCGGCUUGGUGCGUGGUUGUCAAGGGGGAUGAACGGUACGAGAUUUUUCCGCCCUUGCCGGUGCAGGUGAUCCGGUCUCAGAAUAGUGUUUGCAGGGAACAGAGCAGGGUGUACGUGGAGAAUUUAAAGAAUAAGACGCUGUGGGCUUAUGAAAUGCACGAUGCUUCAGCAAAUGCUGUACACGGUAUUCUUAGAGGCAGCAUUUCACAAUUCGGCCAGUUCGAACAAUGUAUAUCAUCAAAAGGACCAUUCCUAAAGCAAUACUGUUUGGCAGCUGUGACAGCCAACGUACCAAAACCAAAUCCACCAAGAGACCCAAAAUCCCUGGAUUUCAGCCCAUACGAAAGCGUAUUAAGUAAAGUAUACGACUCCAAAGAUCCUUCCCAGCAACCCAAAAACUUUGUAUUUUUGGCAUGGUGUGUUCCAGCUUCGUGUACUCCAACAGACUUACAGAAUCAUCUGAAUAAUUACUAUGAAACAGUAGAUUUUCCGAUGAGACAUGAAAAUGUUACAUACAAAGCAAGUCUGGGAGAACUAAGUUGUCAAAAUGAGUUGGAAAAUCAGUAUUAUGAUUAUGCUGACAUAUCUUUUUGUUUGAUUGUUGGAAUAAUAUUUAUCUUCGUGAUAUUCUCCACAUCAUUUGGAUGUUAUCAUUACACAAGAACAAGAAAAUCAUCUGAAAUUUCUCCUUUAACAAAGUUGGGUUUGGCUUUUUGCGUAAGAAAAAACUUUCAAAAACUAUUCACUUCUGAAGGGUCAAAUCCAGCUCUUAAUAUUCUAUAUGGAAUGAGAGUUUUCUGUAUUUGUAUGAUUAUUAUUGAUCAUAGAUUUGGUACACAUUUAUCAUCAGGAGUUUUAAAUUUUGAUUUGGUGGAACAGCAAUAUAGAGCUGCUUUUGGAACUAUAUUUUUUCACGGAGAUCUUUUUGUGGACUCAUUUUUCAUACUAAGUGGUCUACUGGUUACAUACUCUUUACUUUGCCAAUUCGAGAAAAGGUUCUUGAAUCCUGGAUUCAUAAUUUUUAUGAGAUACAUUAGGUUGACACCAGUCUACGCUUUCGUAGUUUUUUACUCAGCAACACUAUUUAACUAUGCUGCAUUUGGUCCUAUGUGGAAAACAAUAAUAGGCCCUGAAGUAACCGAUUGUAGAACAAAUUGGUGGACUAACUUACUCUACAUUAGCAAUUAUGUAAAUGCUGAACAUAUGUGUAUGGUUCAUUCUUGGUACCUCCCCUGCGACUUCCACUACUUCAUCGUGGCAAUUUUAAUUUGUUCAACAAUACACAGAAACAAACGUAUAGGAUUAAUAUUGCUUGGUCUAGUAACAUUUGCUUCUGUCUUGGUCCCAUUUUUAAUUGGUUAUAUCUAUGAAAGACCUGCUGUUUUAUUCUUUUAUCCAGAGUUUAUAAGGGCGCCUAAAACUCAUCCAGAUUUCUUAUUGACUUACUCUAAAUCACAUGCUAGAUCUUCACCAUACUUUGUAGGAAUGAUAGCUGGAUAUAUUUACUUUAAGAUGAAGGACUCUACUAGCAAAAAGAAAAUGAGCAGGAUGGUUUCUUCACUAUUCAUCAUUUCAUCCUUGGCAAUAAUGAUAGCUUCUAUUGUGACAGGAGUAAUCUUCUAUGAUCCCUACUACAAAUACAAUGCAUUGGAAUCAGCUUUAUACGCUGCUCUACACAGAACAAUAUGGUCGGUAGGUAGCAUUGGUAUGUUAUACACGGCUAGCUUUGGUUACUCAGGAAUAAUCAAGAGGUUCUUGUCUUGGUCCCCAUGGAUACCUAUUAGUAAAUUGGUUUAUGGAGCCUACUUGACUCACAUGCAGUUCCAAAUGAGAUCGCUUGGUAAGAAAGGUGGUGCUGAUGUAGUCACCUACUUUGAUAUAAUAAGUUUGGGUCUAUCAGACAUAGUUUUGGCUUUUGGAACAUCUUUAAUUCUCUACCUUACUGUUGAGGCACCAGUGAGAAACAUAUUCGCUAUAAUGUUGAGCUCACCAAAACGAAACAAUAAGGAUUCUAAAUCAGAUGAAAGCGUUAGUGAAGUUACUUGUGAUAGCCACUUGUAGGGAUGUAAAAAGAACACUGUGAGUUUUUGAAACUUUUUUCCAAAUACAAUGGAAUGGCGCUACUACACUUAAUUUUUGUAAAAAAGCAUUUUGGCUGAUUUUUUGCCAUGUUUUAAAUUUUGGCCUGAGUCCUAUGCGUCAAAGUCUGUCGCUUGCACAGUGGAAUUAGAGUAAAGAGUAGGGAGAUGGAGCAAUUUCUUUAGUCUUAGGUAGAAAAGUGUUUUUUUUUUACUUUUA
This is a messenger RNA of Brassicogethes aeneus, 2461 nucleotides long. Lineage: Eukaryota; Metazoa; Arthropoda; Insecta; Coleoptera; Nitidulidae. The record is from the annotation of a GenBank genome assembly.